Messenger RNA from Aspergillus melleus, 627 nucleotides. RefSeq lists its product as uncharacterized. Lineage: Eukaryota; Fungi; Ascomycota; Eurotiomycetes; Eurotiales; Aspergillaceae. Bases 1 to 627 code for a protein of 208 amino acids. The record is from RefSeq and is a predicted model, not a curated record. The transcript has a single exon.
AUGGGAAGUUGCGGCCUGAAUCUCCAUCACCACUGCGCCAGAGUGGUGAUAGUGGAGGCGACCCGCAACCUGAACACUGUGUGGCAGGCCGGGGUUAGAGCCCACCGUGUCGGGCAGAGGCUGCGGAAGAAGAUGUGGAUAUUGUACCAGCAACAGACCAUCGAGACAUACCUAGAAUGGAACAAUGCCAAAAGAGCCAUCCCGCAGAUCGCGGGUAAGUUCCAGAAUGUCGUACAGCCUCUCAUAAAUGCCGCCUUCGGCGAGGAGAUGAAGAAUCUGGAUAAUACCUCGGACACGAUAGCCGCCGCGGCGGUAAAGGUGAUCACGGAGGAACGGGUCCUGGAGGAGGCGGCCGCCCAGCUGCUACGGGAUAUGCUGGGCCAGACAACAAGCCGCCUCAUGUUUUCGGGCCACACCCGAGACAGUUGUAAUCCGCGGGUGGGACUUUUCACGCCCGUUACCCGCAGAAAACCACGGAAGCCGAGGGUGUCUAAGCGAAAGCGGGCAGAAGAUGAUUCGGACACCAAUGCCGAUGCCACUCCGGUAGGUUCAAUUCAAGCUUUUCAACUGGAGCCUGUUUGGAAAGUCCGCUCCGGUCGAAGUCCUACGAGGUGUCAACAAGCCUAG